AUGACUGUGGACAGGAGGAUCCUGUUUGUGCCGCCCCUCUGGUGGCACUACGUGGAGAGCCUGGACCAGGCCACGGUGAGCGCCAACACGUGGGUAGAGCUGGAGUCGGACCACGAGGCUCGCCUGCAGGAGGCCCUGGCGCGGAUCGUCGUCUGCGCCGUCAAGACCCAGCCUCACCCCGACAACCUGGCCCGCUGGCUCAACCCCUCCGAGGAUGACGACGUCAGCUACGAGACGAACCUCCGCUACCUCAACGCGGGCUCUCCGAGCUCUGCCCGGCUCCUCGCGGUCGGAAGCCUUCCACCAGCACCAGGGCGGCUCCCGCCCAGCGAAGAAGCGCAAGGCCGACGAGUCGGCGCUCGGCAGCUGCUGCAGCUGCAGCUGCCACGGCGAUCGCCGCAGCCAGACUACGGGGGGCGAAUCUCCGUCGGAAGAUCACGAGGGGGGCGGCGCUCCCAGCAUGCCGUGCGGCGCUUUCCUCGUCCCGUCGGAUCCCGGUUCCGACUCCCCGACCUCCGACGAGGAGGAACCCGCGGCGCGCGAGAGCCAGGGGGUCGUUGCCGAGGGUGCCGGCGAGGACGUUGCCGUGGAUACGGACACGCUGUUGGAGUGCGUCGCUCACCCGGACGUGGUGAGGGAGAUCGCGAGGCUGCUGAGGCAGCGGCUCAACGUGUAGGCGGCUCGCUUGUGAGUUUAAAUUGCGAGGAAAAGAGAACGGAGCACGAGGCGUGCGGGGAGCAACGCACACACGGCGGGGGUUGUCAACUUAAUCCGGGUGUCGCAUCUGAGCGGUCGUCCGUGUGACUCGAUCGCCCGCCCGCACGCGACUGCUUUGUCCGCGUCUCGGCGGGCAGUUGUGUGGCUAAAGCGCGACUCGCACCCUCUCUACGGCAGCUGAGCCAGCCCCACCCGCUCUCGUUCUGCAUUGUACUGCACGGCGAGGGGGGGAGGCGAGGGAAGUGUGGUGGCAUUGCCGCCGCCCACCACUGAGAGGCCGGGGGAAACGACGGCGCGCCAUGGAGCUACGGGCCACGUGCGGGGUGAGCGUCCCCGAGGUCGAUGGCAGGCUCCUUGCCAAGGCCUCGGCCUGUAGAAGCCGUCAAAAAAGAAAUGUGCCGGUUGAAGCGGUGAAACGUCUUGGAAAACAGUUCCACGACAGCUGCUUGUCCGUAC
Molecule: messenger RNA, 1173 nt
Organism: Lethenteron reissneri (Far Eastern brook lamprey)
Lineage: Eukaryota; Metazoa; Chordata; Hyperoartia; Petromyzontiformes; Petromyzontidae
Source: RefSeq, a predicted model, not a curated record